AUGCUGUUGAAUACGCGCACCUUGAUGCUGUGGUGGAGGAAGUAUAUGAGCGUAGUGCUUGCAGGUUUCUGCUUAUAUUGGCGUGGCUGUAUUUGGGGAGACCAUGAGGUCAAUCGCUAUGACACUAGAGGCAAAAACCACAACGAUACUCUGGACUUAGAUAAAGAAUAUUGCCUUGUCAACGUCCGUCGCAUUCCGGAGAAACCCCAAUCUAGUCCCGAACGCGAGUGGUCACUUAUCGGAAAGAAUGGGAUAUUCUGGGCUGAGAAACUUGUUGGAGCCAUGUCGUGUUUCCCGCUGGUUGAAGUUGUUAGUGGUGUUGCUUCCUUGAGGAAUAGGGCUUCGCUGUUGAUGCGGAGGAAGCCUGCAAAGAAUGGACAUUAUAAUAGCGAUAAGUGUCGAGAACCAUUCUCUCGCUCCGAUAUCACCUGGUUGAACUUCGAUUUCCUCGCUUCUUUGUCCGACUCUGUUUUCGAAUUGACCCUAGAUCUGGAUUUCCCCCGCCUUUCUUCCCUGCUCCCGGAUACUGAGAGGAGGUGCUGCAGUCGAUACUGCGGAGAUUGGAACUGUGAAAGUCAUUCCUUUGACACUUUCGCAUUUAAAAUCGACGGAUAUAUUAACGUUGAUAGUGCCUGGGCAUCCUCUUGUGGAGUUUCUCUCCUGUCAGCUGGUGCUUUAAUGGCACCCUUUGACAAUGUCUAUUUCGGAACUGCAGACGUCGAAUGGCCCGCAGUCACACCCGUGAUGCCGCCGUCAUGCAAAGCUCGGGACUUAACCGCCUGCGGUUACAAACCCUUCUCUGAAUACGAGCAGCUUCCAAGGUACAAUUUGCUUAUCAACGAUCCUUUGGACGUGAAAAACCCGGAUCGGAAGAACGCGAUGGAUGAAAGUCAAAGUGUGGUCUCUACAGAGAGUGACAAGACGUCGUUGACUAGGGAUAAUCCAGGCGACGGUUUCGUAAGCGAAGUUUAUCAUAAAGUCCCGCCCCAACGUCUGCAAGGCUCGCAUGGAAAACUCUCGUCACUGCGCGACGUACUUUGGGUGCAGUUCUCUGAAGAACAAUUGCGACUAUGUUUCAUAAUCGGCAACCUUCCAUUUCAGGCAGGACUCGGAAAGCCGUCGAAGUCUGGAACCACUGCGAACACUGGAUUAGUGCAGAUUCUAUGCUUUGCAGUUCAAUCACUCGACUGCGAUUGGUUGUGUGUUUCUGUAGUGCAGCCCAGGAUGCGGCCGUUCAUGCGGCCAGUGGAGCCAGGUGGGGUGCGGUUUCAUGACGAGCUAGAGUGUAGGAAUAGGUUACAAGGCAAGCCGACGGACCACCUGCGAGGAGUACGAAGCGGAAAGCCGCAGGAGCGGUGUCAUCGUGAGAUGCAGGAUCUCGUAAGCGCCCACCUUUUCCCGCCCCUCGUUGACUUCAUCCUGCGCGCGGACUGGACAAUUUCGUCCGACCUGCCUCGAUUCUUAACGCUGAGGAGAAAUCUCUCGAGCGCCAUGUCUACCGUAUGCCCUGGCCACCUGAACUGCGGUGCUUUUGCUAAGACACUCUCCCCGAUCCACAUGCCGCUUCUAAACCAUAUGCGACAACUUGGCCCAUUGCUAGCUUUGAUGAGCCAGGAAAGUGCCCAACCCCGGGCAAGAGAAGAUAGCGCAUUAGCGCACGACACUUGCGAUGCGAGGGGUUUCAUUGACAUCGAUAAUUCACGACCUGCGAAGAGUACAUUUACCCCACUAUGCUUCCUUGCAUAUAUUCGGGGACUUCGAUUUCAUGAUGAGAAGUAUGCAUCUACCGCCUUGUACUUUGGACUCCCCACAUUGAUCCCUCACAUGCACCUAAAAUUGAACGCCUUCAUCUGCUUCCACAACGAAUCUAUGUCUACAGUGGAUCUCUCUCACAACGCACGAUUAUGGUCAGCUUCCGCCCUGCGAAUCGGAGGCUCUAACAUCCCAGUUACCCCACAAAAUCUGUAUGCAUUCAUCCUACCCUGUUUGGCGUGCUAUCCGGUUCUCAAUAACCGCUUCGACUUUAAGCCACGGCUGUUUAAUGCCCUGGCAUUGACCAUCUCGAUCCCAGCCCCGAUACCUGGCGCCUUGCGUCCUUCGCAAUGGUUCCACAACAUUCAAACCCCAAUUGAUGUCACCAUCUCCGCACGGAAAUCUUAG
This is a messenger RNA of Lindgomyces ingoldianus, 2160 nucleotides long. RefSeq lists its product as uncharacterized. The coding region runs from base 1 to 2160 and encodes 719 amino acids. Lineage: Eukaryota; Fungi; Ascomycota; Dothideomycetes; Pleosporales; Lindgomycetaceae. The transcript has 23 exons. The record is from RefSeq and is a predicted model, not a curated record.